AAAAAAAAACAGUCUAGUAAAACGCUGAUAAUGUCUGAGCCGAAAAGCUCGAUUAACAUCGAAAUUGUUAUAUGUAGCAUACAGGUUAAACGGUGAAUUGGAUAACAACUCCGGAAACUAAUGCCAGAUAGCCAACUGGUCUUUGUUACACAAUGAAUUUAAGAGGACUUUUUCAGGACUUCAAUCCCAGCAAGUUCCUGAUCUACUCCUGUCUGCUGCUCUUCUCCGUCUUGUUGUCCUUGAGGCUGGAUGGCGUCAUCCAGUGGAGCUACUGGGCUGUGUUCACCCCGAUCUGGCUGUGGAAGCUGUUGGUCAUCAUUGGGGCCUCUGUGGGCACUGGGGUCUGGGCUCACAACCCUCAGUACAGGGCUGAAGGGGAGACGUGUGUGGAGUUUAAAGCAAUGCUGAUUGCAGUGGGGCUCCAUGUGUUGUUGCUGAUGUUUGAGGUGUUAGUGUGCGACCGUGUGGCAAGAGGGAACUACUUCUGGCUUCUUGUCUUCAUGCCCCUCUUCUUCGUGUCACCCGUUUCUGUAGCAGCCUGCGUUUGGGGGUUUAGACAUGACCGCUCCCUCGAGCUGGAGGUGUUGUGCUCAGUUAACAUUCUCCAGUUCAUCUUCAUCGCUCUGAAGCUAGACAGGAUCAUCAACUGGCCUUGGCUGGUGGUAUGUGUCCCACUGUGGAUCUUGAUGUCCUUCCUGUGCCUUGUUGUCCUCUACUACAUCAUCUGGUCCGUCCUCUUCCUCCGCUCCAUUGACAUCAUUGCUGAGCAGCGGCGGACUCACAUCACCAUGGCAAUCGGCUGGAUGACCAUUGUUGUACCACUUCUCACUUUUGAAAUCCUCCUGGUACAUAAGCUGGAUGGUCACAACAGUCUGAGCUAUGUAUGUGUGUUCGUCCCCCUCUGGCUCUCCCUGCUCACACUCAUGGCCACCACCUUUGGCCAGAAGGGAGGGAACCACUGGUGGUUUGGCAUCCGUAAGGACUUCUGCCACUUCCUGCUGGAGCUCCUCCCCUUCCUGCGAGAGUACGGCAAUGUGUCCUAUGAUCUCCAGCGCAGUGAGGACUCUGAGGCAGUUGAGGAUCUGCCCGCCCCUGAGCCACCACCAAAGAUUGCCCCCAUGUUCCACAAAAAGACAGGCGUGGUGAUCACACAGAGCCCUGGGAAGUAUUUCGUCCCACCGCCUAAGCUGUGCAUCGAUAUGCCUGACUAGCGUCCAUAGCUGCAGUGGCAGAAGCUGGUGUACUGACAUGUAAAAUGGAAACAGCAGAGGACACAAUGUUUGGUUUGUAUCCUCUGCCCUGAAGGACUUGGUCCCCUCACCUAAACGCUGCAUCAGCAUGGCUGGCUAGGGUGACACAUCAGAACCAGUGUGGUGAUGAAUAACUAAUGGAUCCAGAGUCUUCACAGUGGUUUCACUGGCUGGUUUGAAGUAAACACUGCACUGACCUAACUUUGUCAGGGAUGGCAUGGAGCCAGAAGACAGGACUGUUUGGUUUCUUGCCUAGAUGAAUAUUCCCCGUGUUGCUUACUCUGAGUUAUAUCCAUUCUGAAUAGACAUUUUUGGGGAAGCCGACUACAGACAUGUAUGAUUCAUUUUUGAUCUAAAUAUUUAGGCUGAUGAGACUGUUGAGAUGCAUAGAAGAGCUGACUCUACAGGGACUAUCCAUAUUUAAAUCUCUGCUUUAGGUUUUAUAGUGUCUUGAAUCAAAGAUGACGCCUGCCUCGUCUGCCUGCCUUGCUUUUGUGAUGGGGACCAUUCGAGAGAGACUCUAGUUUAAAUUUGCUCUCACUUUUGACCAUGUAGGUGACGAAAACAGGGAGGGGGGGGGCUAAGGAAAGGUCCACACUUUUCAGGUGUGUCUUAGUACACCACUCAUUGACAAAGUUAUUGAUCACUGUAGUAAUGAUCCUCUUCUAAAGCAACUACAAGGUAAGAGAUAAAGGACAAAAUCUAGUUUUUGUGCCAGGCACAUGCACAGGUUUGGGCGAAGCUAAUGUGAGGCUCCUGCAGUGGGUGUCUUCCAAAGUUAAAUCUUUUUAGAACAAAAUCUUUGUCUCAUCAUACGAAGCUGCAUGGAAAGAUGGUAACAACAAUCUCAGCCUGCUGAAGCCUCAGAUUCGCUCCAGGUCAACACUGGAAUGGAUAUUGGUGUAGAAUAAGGACAGGAUGUCUCUUAUAUUGGUGUUAAUGUAGGAAGUGAUCACUUACUGCAAGUGCCAGUGUGAACAGAGGAAACUAACUUUUAAUGUACAUGUUAUAUAAGACACACCUGGAGAAAAAAAAAUGGGAUCCUUAAAAAAUAACAGCAGAAAUGGCAUUUUGUUUAUCUGUUCCAAGAGGAGUCCUGUCUGACUUGUAUUCCUGUUUAUGUUUUUAAAUGAUAGAAGUUGACAGGCUAGGGACCAGAGUGGUGAUGGCAGGACUGAAGGUUGAACACAGACCUGGACGAUAGAGGGGGAUUUGCACUUGCUUCUAUAUUGCUUUAAAUUGGAGUACCAUCUGUGCAGAUGAAAAACAGUGGUAAACAGGUUGGUGACCACUGAGUAAGAUUCACACUAGACUUUCUGGGUAUCUUAGAUGUUGUACAACCUUUGUGCCAGUUGUAAUUUUACAGUGUGCAGCAAAUACUGCACCUCCUACACAGCACUCAAAAGUAUGUGUGUAAAAAUUUUGGUUUAGUUUUUAGGAAACAUUACUUUAUUCAGGAGUCAUGCUUUGUCCAGGUUAGUACAAAGACAUUUUCAAAUCUCACACCUAUUGGCUUUAACUUUAACUCUCACUGGGUAGAAUAACUCCUGGGAUUUCUGAUGUGUGUGUGUGUACACAGUGCCAGAUUUAUUCAAUUUAUAAAGUAACUUUAAAAAGCACAGGCUGUCAGACUCUUUAUUUGACAACCCGAUUGCUGGAGUGUUCCAGUAUUUUGUGUGUAUAUUUUAUUCUACCUCUUGUCUUUUUCCCCCAUCAAAAGAGGCCAGUACAGCUGCAGUGCACUGACUGAGCCCGGCU
This is a messenger RNA of Monopterus albus (swamp eel), 3008 nucleotides long. It is a transcript of the gene tmem185a, whose product is annotated as transmembrane protein 185. NCBI's taxonomy places the organism in Eukaryota, Metazoa, Chordata, Actinopteri, Synbranchiformes, Synbranchidae. The transcript is spliced from 7 exons. The record is from RefSeq and is a predicted model, not a curated record. Bases 153 to 1211 code for a protein of 352 amino acids.